UUUUCACUUCGUGUGACCGCCUUCUUUUCUUUGCGCGUCCAGUACGCAGUCACUCCUUUCUUGGUUCGUUACCUUUGGCCAUCUUGACGAUGCGUUUCUCCACACUCACUUUGGCUGCGGCCUUUUCCCAACUGAGCAUAGCUGGCUAUGUUCUCCAGGACGAUUACAUGAAGGACUUUUACGGUUCUUUUGACUUCUUCACUGCCCCUGAUCCGACCGAGGGCUUUGUCAAGUAUGUCGACGAGAACACGGCAAGGCAAUCAAACCUCAUCAACACCUCUAUCACUGCAGGCGCAUCUUGGGGCGUAGACUUCCAAAACCAAACUCCACAGGGACGGCCGAGUGUUCGAAUUACAAGCAAGAAGUCAUACGACAGUGGCUUGAUUGUCUUGGAUGUCGCGCACAUGCCUGUUGGCUGUGGCACGUGGCCAGCAUUCUGGACAACUGGUCCCAGCUGGCCCAGCAAUGGCGAGAUUGACAUUAUCGAAGGUGUCAAUGACCAGGUAACCAAUGCCAUGACGCUUCACACCGGGCCUGGUUGCCAGAUUGGUUCGGACAACAGCCUCUUCCAGGGUUCUGUUACUACUAGCAACUGUUACGUCAAGGCCAAGGGACAGAAAGACAAUGCGGGAUGUUCCAUUGAGGAUCCAUCGACAAAAAGCUAUGGUGCGGGUCUGAACGCCAAUGGCGGAGGCGUAUUUGCGACUCAGUGGACUGCCGACGCUAUCAGUGUUUACUUCUUCCCGCGCGGCUCGGUUCCGGCAGAUGUUCUUGGUAGCAACCCUGAUCCCAGCGGCUGGGGAAAACCGUCUGCUAGUUUCCAGGGUGGCUGUGACAUUGCAAAAACAUUCAAGAAGCAACAAAUCGUCUUUGACACGACAUUCUGCGGUAUAUGGGCGGGUAAUUCCAGUGUAUGGCAGAACAGCACUUGCAGCAAGAAGGCCGCUACAUGCCAGGAAUGGGUACAGAACAACCCUGAGGCUUUCAAGGAUGCGUACUGGACUGUCAACUCUCUGAAGGUCUACCAGGACAAUGGCCAAGCAUCUCCUUCAAAGCCUUCAUCGGCACCUCAGCAGAGCAGCAUUGCUUAUUUGCCUCAGCCUAUCUCCAGCCAGACGCCUAUCGUGUCUCCUCCGAAGCCCUCACCACCCCUCCAGCAGACCAGCCUUGCUUAUUUACCUAAGCCUAUUCCAACCCAAAAGCCUACCAUACCUCGUCCAUUUCCUGGGCCACCCGCCGACUCUGUUCAGCCGACUUCGCUUAUCGUCCCCUCUGUUUCUGGCAUCUUUGCCCCAAUUCCCACCAGCGAGACCCUUUCUGCUCCAAGCCCUCCUGCCCAGAUACCCUCUUCUCCCGGAACACAAGUUGGAGCAGUGCCUGCGCCAUCCCCGGACGUCGGAGCCCCUGCACCACCCUCAGUAGGCGCAGGCGGCAUGCAUGGUUUCCAAUGGCCCAAGGCCGGUGCGGGUGGUUCUAACAACAGCAAGCCAACCACGGCACCUGUCGCCUCGCCUCCUCAGAACACCGGCGUCCCAGCCCAAACCGCAAGCGGCAGUCCUGCUGCUCCCAGUCCAACACAAAGCAUUGCACAGCCAUCCAACCCUGCGGUCGCCCCCGCAGUCCCAGUCCCGUCCCCGGCCCCCACGGCUGCUCUCAACACUCCUGCUCCUGUAGCCGCCCCAGCCGUUCCCGUCGUCACAGACGUAGUCGAGUCGCUCCAAAUCGUCUACGAAACCGUCUACACUACAGUUACAGCUAGCGCCCCCGCCGCGUCACCGCCUCCUGUCGCCAGAAACCUGCGCAUGGCCCGAUCCAUCAGAGAGCACAGGCAACGCCUUACAAAGCACCAUGCCAAGUUCUAA
This is a messenger RNA of Exserohilum turcica Et28A, 1862 nucleotides long. RefSeq names its product glycoside hydrolase family 16 protein. NCBI's taxonomy places the organism in Eukaryota, Fungi, Ascomycota, Dothideomycetes, Pleosporales, Pleosporaceae. The transcript is spliced from 2 exons. Bases 90 to 1862 code for a protein of 590 amino acids. The record is from RefSeq and is a predicted model, not a curated record. Gene Ontology annotation, biological process: glucan catabolic process. Gene Ontology annotation, molecular function: hydrolase activity, hydrolyzing O-glycosyl compounds.